This is a messenger RNA of Danio rerio (zebrafish), 4074 nucleotides long. NCBI's taxonomy places the organism in Eukaryota, Metazoa, Chordata, Actinopteri, Cypriniformes, Danionidae. The record is from RefSeq and is a predicted model, not a curated record.
GCAGGAGAAAGAAGGCGAAAGUGGGAGUGUCCAGGAAGGAAUGUGUCAAAGGAAGGGGUGUAGGAAGGAGGCUGGCUCUGCAUCACAGUGGAAGCAGCCCCGGACUGUGACUCUGUUUACUCAGCCCUUCACAUGUGCCAGCAAGGACACAGAGCCCAUCCUCUUCAUCAGAUGUUUAUAUCAAGCUUCUUUCAGUCUGAAACGUUGCACUGGAGAAAAUGGAAUCACCUCAAGCAUGCCGGCAACAGGGCCGACAGAAUCUUGAAGCCAUGAAGGCAGGGAUGUUUUUUCGUAAGGUGAAGUCUCGUAUGUGGAGGCGGCAGCGACACUAUAAACUUCAGGAUGACUGCAAGACUAUCGCAUAUAAAUCCAGCUGGGCAAUAAACUCAUACUCAACAUUCUCCAUCAGUGAUGUAGAGGCUGUUCGUGAGGGUCAUCAGUCCGAGGCUCUCCUCGGUGUGGCAGACGAGUUUCCUCCAGACCGCUGCUUUACACUUGUGUUUCGCGGCCGUAAAGGAAACCUGGAUCUGGUGGCCGAGUCUGCGGAGGAAGCUCAGGCCUGGAUCCAGGGCGUCCGAGGCCUCAUGGAGAACAUGGAGAACAUGGACGAGAGCACCAAACUUGACCAAUGGAUCUCAGACUGGUUUUCCAAAGCAGACCGAAACAAGGAUGGCCGAAUCAAUUUUAAAGAAGCUAAAAAACUACUGAAAAUGAUGAACAUCGACAUGAAUGAAGAACAUGCCUGCUGUCUUUUUAAGAUGGCAGAUAAGUCUCGGUCAGGAACCCUGGAGGAUCAGGAGUUUGUGGAGUUUUAUAAGAUGCUCACUGAGAGAAGGGAAGUGCUGGAUUUAUUUCAGGAUUAUUCCAGUGACGGACAGAUCCUGUCCCAGUGUGAUCUGGAGGAGUUCCUGAGAGAGGAGCAGCUCGAGGGGGAGAGCAGUUAUGAACAUGCCCUUCAGCUUAUUGAUCGCUAUGAGCCUUCAGAAACGGCCAGAAUGAAUCACUCGAUGUCAGUCGAUGGGUUCCUAAUGUACCUGACGUCCCCUGAGGGAUCCAUCUUCAAUCCAGAGCGGCAGGGCAUCUUUCAGGACAUGAGCCAAUCUCUUGCCCACUAUUACAUCUCGUCCUCACACAACACUUACCUGAUGGAGGACCAGCUAAAAGGACCAAGCAGCGUUGAGGCCUACAUCCAGGCUCUGAAGCGCGGCUGCAGGUGUGUAGAGGUGGACUGCUGGAAUGGAGCCAAUGGGGAGCCAGUAGUUUAUCAUGGACACACGUUCACAUCCAAGAUUCUCCUCAAAGACGUGAUCACUACUAUUGCAAGUUAUGCCUUUAAGGCUUCUGAGUAUCCGCUCAUCAUAUCCAUUGAGAACCACUGCAGUGUAGAGCAACAGAAAGUCAUGGCUCAACAGUUCAGAGAAAUUCUGGGCGAUAUGUUGCUGACCAGCACAGCAGACACUGAGGUUUCCAGUGAACUGCCAUCCCCAGAGGCACUUAAGAGGAAAAUCCUGUUAAAAGGGAAGAAGAUUGGACACGAGUCAGAGAGCCCCACAGCUGAAGUCAGCGAUGAAGACGAGGCAGCAGAAAUGAAUAAGGAGAGUUCGACAUCUGAGAGUCUGCCAGCAGAUGGCAAGAAAUCGAAGCAAAAUCUGUGCAAGGAGCUCUCGGACAUUAUGUUCUGUAAAAGUGUACACUUCCACAGCUUUGAACACUCCAGAAUCUCUGCUAAGCCUUAUGAGAUGUCAUCGUUCUCUGAGUCUAAAGCCCGAAAAUAUUCAAAGGAAGCAGGUUCAGAUUUUGUGCUGCAUAACACCAGGCAGCUGAUAAGAGUGUAUCCAAGUGGAAUGAGGACUGAUUCAUCAAAUUACUGUCCAGUGGACAUGUGGAGCAUGGGAUGCCAGAUUGUGGCAUUAAACUUCCAGACGGCAGGAAUGGAAAUGGAUCUUAAUGAUGGGCUGUUUAGUCAGAAUGGCUGCAGUGGAUAUGUUUUAAAACCUGAGAUACUGCGCAACAGAGAGAGACGUUUUGAUCCUGAAAAACCAGAGGAGCAUGAGGAUUACAACCCUUUAGUCUUCUCUGUUAAGGUUAUCAGUGGACAACAGCUGCCUAAACUAAAGCAAAACGAAUGGUCCAUUGUAGAUCCCUUCGUAAGGGUGGAGAUUUAUGGCGUUCCUUUGGACCAAGCCAAACAGGAGACCAAAUACAUCGACAACAAUGGUUUCAACCCAUAUUGGAAUGAAAGUGUACAGUUCACCGUCCACACACCUGAGCUUGCACUGGUGCGUUUUGUAGUUGAAGACCAUGACAAAGCCUCAAGGAAUGACUUCAUAGGGCAGUACACACUUCCAUUGUCUUGUAUUCAGCCAGGCUAUCGCCAUGUCCAUCUGUUGUCCAAGGAUGGAACAAGUAUCCGUCCAUCCUCCAUAUUCGUUCACAUCAAAAUCACAGAGCUGAAUCACAGUUCUAAUGUCCAUGCUUGAAGCGUUAUGAAGAGCUUCUGUUUCUCAGACAAAUCUGUACAUUACUGUAAAAAGGCAGAGAAAACAUUUUGUCCCGUGCUUUGCUCAAAAAUACUUGAAGAGAUAAAAAAAAAAAAAUCAAGCCAUAAUUUAAUCAAUUAUCCUUCCAUCAUGCAUUAAAACAAAAAAGGUGUAGCAACUGCCAUUAUUUUUUAAAGUACCUCUAUAGUAGCUGCAUGGUUUUAGAUGUGCCUUCUCAAGAGAAAAGGAGCAUUCUUGUAAAUGCAGAUACUUACUAAUAUAAUUGUUUACUCUAUGCAAUAUUAAGUUUACUUGACUGCAUUUUGUUUGAAGGUUACACAAUCAGGGUAUAAUGCAUCCUUAAGGUUGUGCAUUAUCUACAUAGAUAUAUAGACUAGAUAUCGCAUACGGACCCCGAGCAUGCGUCAAUACCGCCGCCACAUUUGUACAGUGCUUCCAGGACAAAUGUCAUUCAACCGCACUAGUCAAGACUAAAGCCAAUCUGAAGAUGCUGGACUUUAGCGGUGUGUACGGGUGUUGUAAUAAGUAGACAAAGACAACAAAGCAUAAAGGCAGAAUAGGUAAUUUGGUAAUAUUUAAUAAAAAAUCUGACCUAAUAAAUAGGUCAUAGGUAAGUUGUUGUAUGUUGCGAACUUUUGUGCUAAACAAUUAAUGUUAUUGUUGAUAAUACAGUCACUUUCUGCAUUGACCAUGUGGCAAAGUAGCACCAACUUGCACAAAAGUCUAUGCUUAUGCUAGUUUUGUUGAAUAAAAUCAGCAAACAAUGUAACUGAAAUAUAACAAUAAGACGCUGUGGUGCCAGAAACUUGUAUUAUUGUCAGCUUAGUGAAGUAGCGGCUAGUUUUUUAAGUAACUUGUAAGGGUGCCUGAUUAACAGCUUGACAGUGCUUGCGCCUCAAUGUGCAUACUCUCCACCCUAAAUUAUGGAAUAUUAUAAAUGUUAUACAUUAUUUAGAUCAGAGAGUAGAUAUAAGCAUUGAGACGCAGGGGUAUCGAUGGUUCACACGUACCGUUCUUAACGGGGAUUCGUUCACAAACCAAUCGCUCCCUCCGUUAGACUUAGAAGUGAAAGCAGGAGGAGUGUGUUUCAGCACACAAGUUAGAUCAAAUUUAACAGGGAGAGAGAUAAUACUUUCCAUGUACAUAAACACUCGCUCUUUGUCAGCAAUGCCCGUGCAGUCACAUAUCCAUCGAUGCAGAAAAGAGAUGUAAAAUUAUCAUUUUCGUAAUUAAAAAAAAAAAGUGCAUACUGACCACCAGGAAAUGGCCAAUCAUAGAUAUAGAGAAUGUAUAAAUGUUUACAUAUUUACACUGUGGUCCCACAUUCAUUUCAAAGGAGCACUACCCUGUACUAAAAUGGUGGCUCUAUUGACAUAUUCCUUCUAAUAAACAACAAGGUAGGCGACAUCUAAUGUAAAUAUCUAUGCAUUAUCUAAAUGAGUAAAACUGAGCAUGUUAAAGUGCCUUUGAUUACUAACCCAAAAGCAAGUGUUCAUGGUGAACGAGUCAUUAUGUAUGUAUGAAUAUGUCCAGGCAAAAUACCUUUAAACCAGAAUAAAUAUACUGUAAAACA